Messenger RNA from Caenorhabditis remanei, 261 nucleotides. RefSeq lists its product as uncharacterized. Lineage: Eukaryota; Metazoa; Nematoda; Chromadorea; Rhabditida; Rhabditidae. Gene Ontology annotation, cellular component: U1 snRNP; catalytic step 2 spliceosome. The record is from RefSeq and is a predicted model, not a curated record. Gene Ontology annotation, biological process: mRNA splicing, via spliceosome; spliceosomal snRNP assembly. The transcript is spliced from 3 exons. Gene Ontology annotation, molecular function: RNA binding. Bases 1 to 261 code for a protein of 86 amino acids.
AUGUCCGUCGUUCAGCCAAUCAAUCCAAAGCCGUUCCUCAACAGUCUCACCGGAAAGCCGGUCGUGUGCAAGCUCAAGUGGGGAAUGGAGUACAAAGGAAUCCUCGUCGCCGUCGACUCAUACAUGAACCUUCAACUCGCUCACGCCGAGGAGUACAUCGACGGAAACAAUACAGGAAAUCUCGGAGAGAUUCUCAUCAGAUGCAACAAUGUUCUCUACGUGGGCGGAGUCGACGGAGAAUCCGGAGAAACGAGUGCCUAA